AUGCAUCAGUUGCAUACCCAGAGAAUUGCUGGUCACUUAGGUAGAGACAAAACUCUUAAGGCAGUGAAAUUUAGGUUUUUCUGGCCAGGCAUGUCUACCGAUGUAAUGAACUGGUGUAGGGAAUGCUGGGAUUGUGCUAAAGGUAAACCCGGACCAGGAGCUGGAAAAGCCCCUCUCCAACAGUCAAAAGUUGGGGCUCCUUUUGAUCGUAUUGGAAUAGAUAUUGUAGGACAUUGUCCAAUUACUGCCAAAAAUAAUGAAUACAUUAUAGUGAUACAAGAUUAUUUUACAAAAUGGGUCGAAGCUUUCGCCGUUCCCAAUCACACGGCUCAAACGGUUGCCGAUAAAUUAGUAACUGAGUUAUUCUGUAGGUUUGGUAUUCCCAAACAAAUUCAUUCAGAUCAGGGUAGAGAAUUCUGUUCAGAGUUAAUGGCCGAAGUAUGUAAAUUACUCGAAAUCGAUAAAACCAGAACCACUCCUUAUAGGCCUCAAAGUGAUGGUUUAGUAGAACGACAAAACCGAUCAUUAAAAAAAAUGCUCUCCAAUUUUGUGAACGAAAAUAGAAACGAUUGGGAUGAUAAUUUGCCGUUUUUACUCAUGGCUUAUAGAAACUCAAAUCAUGAUAGUACUGGUUUAUCACCCCAUAAAAUGAUGAUGGGAAGGGAAAUGACAUACCCCAUUGAUAUUUUAGCUGGUAGCCCUCCUAAUACUCCAAAGAGUAGUUGUCCUAUUGAGUAUGUACAGUGGUUGAAACAUGUACUUGAUAAAUCACAUUGUUUUGCAAGGAUGAGUCUUGAUAAGGCAGCUCAGCGCCAAAAACAGAAUUAUGAUAGGGGAGUUAAAGCACGAUCUUUUGAGACAAAUGAUUUUGUUUGGAGGUGGAGUCCUUCUGUGGCCGGCGUUAAAUUUGGUAGAGGUUGGAUAGGUCCUUUUGUAGUUUUAGAAAAACUAUCAGAUGUUCUCUAUCGUAUUCAAAAGUUACCUCAGACAAAACCCAUAGUUGUACAUGUUGAUCAUUUGAAAUUGUAUUAUGGAGAAACCCCUCUAGCAUGGCAGAUUGACGAUGUUUCUGAUGAUGAAAUAUCUCAUGUUUCACAUAAUGAAGAUGUUGAAAUGUUUGAAACUGAUGUACAUAAUGAUAGUAAUGAUAUAGAUGUAAAUAUAGAAUCUGAUAUAAAUGAUAAUGAAAAUGAUAGGGGAGAAAUUUUGAAAACUCCGCCACGUAGAACACGCUGUGGACGUCCUGUUAAUAGGCCAUUAAAGUAUUCACCCGAUUAA
Mytilus trossulus (common blue mussel) is the source of this 1278-nucleotide messenger RNA. RefSeq names its product protein NYNRIN-like. NCBI's taxonomy places the organism in Eukaryota, Metazoa, Mollusca, Bivalvia, Mytilida, Mytilidae. Gene Ontology annotation, biological process: DNA integration. The record is from RefSeq and is a predicted model, not a curated record. Gene Ontology annotation, molecular function: nucleic acid binding. The transcript has a single exon. Bases 1 to 1278 code for a protein of 425 amino acids.